This is a messenger RNA of Cynara cardunculus var. scolymus (artichoke), 2114 nucleotides long. Its product is annotated as serine/threonine receptor-like kinase NFP. Gene Ontology annotation, biological process: protein phosphorylation. The transcript has a single exon. Gene Ontology annotation, molecular function: ATP binding; protein tyrosine kinase activity. The record is from RefSeq and is a predicted model, not a curated record. NCBI's taxonomy places the organism in Eukaryota, Viridiplantae, Streptophyta, Magnoliopsida, Asterales, Asteraceae. Bases 127 to 2067 code for a protein of 646 amino acids.
UUUCUUAUUUGAUUACAUGAAUAUAUAACACAAUUAUUGGAGUUAUAGAUCAAGAAAGUCAUAAAAAGUUAUGAGCAAAAUACUUCAUAUGGAUCCAUUUAAAUACUAAGAACUGAAAGCUACAGGAUGCUAGUUGUGAUAGCAACUUCCCUAUUCUUGGCACAUAAUACAGAGAUUAGAUCAGAUCACUUAUCAAUGAAGCUCAUUAGCAUGGCAUUCUCAUUUCUUUUGUUGCUGGCUCUUUUUGCGUUCUUCAUUUCUCCGUUCAAUGUCUCUGCAACAUCUGCAGACACAAACUUCUCGUGUUCUGCUGACUCAAUUCGUUCCUGUCAAACGUACCUCACUUAUCAUGCCCGGUUACCUUAUAUGGAUCUUGGGACUAUAUCUGAUCUCUUUGGUGUCAGCCGUUUGAGUAUAGCAGAAGCUAGCAAUCUCACCUCAGAAAAUGAAGAGAUACUUUUUGACCAACUUUUGCUGAUACCCAUUACCUGUAGCUGCAAUGGGACUAGUUAUUUCUCUAAUGUCACCUACGCAAUCAAGAAAGGCGACAGCUUUUAUGUCGUUGCCACAGAAGCCACUUCUGUGUUCCAGAAUCUGACCAAUUUUCAUGAUGUUGAAGGCAUGAACCCGACUCUGAAACCGACCAAUUUGACAGUUGGUGAGCAAGUCUUUUUCCCUUUGCUCUGUAAGUGCCCUACACAGUUGGAGAAUCGCAAAAGGUAUCUUAUUACUUACAUAUGGCAACCACAAGAUGAGAUUUUGCCUGUGAGCUCUAUGUUUAACACAAGCCCUUACGAUGUUGCUAACGAGAACAGCUUUCGUAACUUCACUGCUGCUGUGUGUCUUCCGGUUCUUAUACCAGUCUCUGAAUUACCGGUCUUCCCUCUUCCUCGUCAUGUCUCUGCUUCAAGAAGUAUGAAAUCAAAAAAGCUUCGGAUACUCUUUAUCACUUUGGCAACCAUUGGAUCUUUCUUUCUCUUCAUUCUGUCAUGGUUUCUGAUUUACAAUUAUUAUCGUUCACGCAAAACCAAGAGAAUCUUGGCUCGUAACGAGUCUUCUUUUGAGUUCACUGAUCUUCUUCAGAUGAAGAAAGCUUCAAAACACGUAGAAUUUGAAACUAUAAAGAACAAUCACGAUAAGUUGCUGCCAGGGGUUUCAGGCUACCUAAGCAAACCAAUCAUGUAUGACAGAAAGGAGAUUAUGGAGGCAACCAUGAACCUUGGUGAAAGGUACCGAAUCGGAGGGUCCGUUUACAAGGCUAGGAUCCAUGGUCAGAUUUUGGCUGUGAAGAAAUUCAGAGAUGCAACCGAAGAACUGAAGAUAUUGCAGAGAGUAAACCACAUGAAUCUGGUGAAGUUGAUGGGCAUCUCCUCUGAUUCUGAUGGGAAUUGUUUCCUGGUUUAUGAGUAUGCUGAAAAUGGAUCACUUGAUAAAUGGCUGUUUCCAAGGCCUUUAUCUUCUUCUUCUUCUUCAGGCUCUGUUGUUUUCCUUUCUUGGUCUCAAAGAUUGAAUCUAGCACUAGAUAUCGCUAACGGCCUUCAAUAUAUGCAUGAACAUAGUCAACCUAGCAUUGCCCACAGAGACCUCAGAACAAGUAAUAUACUUCUUGACUCCACUUUCAAGGCCAAGAUCGGAAAUUUUUCUGCAGCUAGACCUGCCAUAAGCUCAAUCAUGUUAAAAGUCGAUGUUUUUGCUUUCGGGGUUAUUCUUUUGGAGUUGCUUUCAGGAAAGAAAGCCAUGGAAACUAGAGAUGAUGGAGAGAUUUCUAUGGCAUGGAAGGAAAUAAGGAAGAUAAUAGAAGUUGAAGAGACGAGAGAAGAAAACCUGAGGUCGUGGAUGGAUCCAAACCUCGGAAGUUUUUACCCGAUUGAUGGAGCUUUGAACAUGGCAGCACUAGCCAGAGCAUGCACAUCGGAGAAGUCUGUAAAUAGGCCAGGAAUGACGGAGAUAGUGUUCAAUCUGUCUGUUCUUACGCAAUCGCUGUCUGAUAUCUAUGAAAGAUCUUGGACUUCUUCUGGUUUAGAAACUGAAGAUCCUCAUAUCAUCAGUCCAGUUGUAGCUCGAUGAGACCUGCAAAUACCGGUGUAUAUAUAUAUAUACACACACAUAUCUAC